Messenger RNA from Athalia rosae (coleseed sawfly), 1796 nucleotides. It is a transcript of the gene S2P, whose product is annotated as membrane-bound transcription factor site-2 protease. Gene Ontology annotation, cellular component: cytoplasm; membrane. The coding region runs from base 297 to 1775 and encodes 492 amino acids. NCBI's taxonomy places the organism in Eukaryota, Metazoa, Arthropoda, Insecta, Hymenoptera, Athaliidae. Gene Ontology annotation, biological process: regulation of response to endoplasmic reticulum stress; membrane protein intracellular domain proteolysis. Gene Ontology annotation, molecular function: protein binding; metalloendopeptidase activity. The transcript has 6 exons. The record is from RefSeq and is a predicted model, not a curated record.
AGUUCAUGUAUUCCACCGUUUCCGAUCUUAUAUCCAACACCUUUCAUAUCACACGAAAACAAAACCAGACGAAACUCAGUGAUUGUCCGCUGUCUGAUCCGCAUGCACAUGUAGACGAAUGCGGUCGCAGUGUUUACGGAUUUGACAGCACUUGGGAUCAGUGGCAUUUAAAUAGCUUUAAAGGCCGGUACCGAUACGUGAUUCGCUUUAACCUCUCCGAUAGCAGUGAGUGAAUUUAUAAGAUGAGGAGUAUUAUUUGAAUGAAGAAAGAUUAGCCGAAUGGUUGAAACUGAAAGAUGGAUUCUAUCAAUAUUCUUAUCGGAAUUGGUCUCAUUCAUUGUACUUUAUUCUUCUUUGACACAUUUUUCAAGUCAUGUUCUCACUACCCAUAUCUCUAUUUCCUCGAGAAUACCGGCCUAGAAAUUCAAGUGUUACGAGUCAAAUGGUAUACAACGGCUUGCAAUAGGAUGAUCAUGAAAUGGGCAAUGGACCGUUCUAGGUUCUGGUUAGCGUGGUUCAACGCAGGCGUUAUUAUAACUGUUCUCCUAUUGCCCAUUGCCUCGUUCAUCAUACUUAAAAUGACAUUCAGUCUAUGGAUCGGUCAAUCUCCGAAAGACAGUGGUAUUCAGACACUGGAACCUAUGUUACCCGGAGUGAAUCUACCGCUAAAUGAAAUUGGCUACUAUGCUGCAACAUUGGCUCUCUGCAGCAUAGUUCAUGAGUUUGGACAUGCUCUAGCUGCGGCACGGGAAGAUGUCCAGGUUUUUGGUAUGGGUUUACUUGUGGCAUUUGUUAUACCAGUUGCGUGCGCCCAUCUAAACAGCGAACAAUUAGGAGCUCUUCCAAUUUAUAAUCAGCUGAGGAUUCUUUGUGCCGGAGUUUGGCAUAACAUUGUACUUGCAACUCUUGCCGCUGCUACCCUAAUUUUAACCACCUGGUUAUGGGCGCCACUAUUCACAGUUGGACAGGGAGUCACUGUAAAGACUAUACUGCCUAACUCACCCCUGUUGGGGCCUACUGGACUUCUGGAACGCGAUACAAUCUACAAAAUCAAUGACUGUCAUGUCAACGACGGGGAUGAUUGGUAUCAUUGUAUUUUGACUGCAGUGAGACAACCCACACCUGGCUACUGUAUAACACAGAAACUUAUCCAGGAUCAUGACGAGUCUGUACCAGCCUGGCACAUGGCUAAUGGAGCGGUAAGUUGCUGUGGCGACGAUAGCGAAGAAGGUGGAAGUCUUUGCUUUGAAUACAUUGAGGGGCCGCCAGCAGCACCUUUACAGCUUCCACCCCAUUCUUGCUUACCUGCGAGAUUAGUGAUCUUAAACACGCAACGUUUUUGUCAAUAUAGUCACCACUGUGCACCACAUGAGAUGCACUGCAUGCAACCAUCUUUGGAUAAUGUAACAAAGGUUGUCCAGAUAAAGAGGAGAGAGGGAAAGGACGUGUUGUUCAUUGGACAUCCCGGAGAAAUUUAUCGCACCGUUGACGUUUCUGAUUGGGUUCCAAAGUAUAGUUUUUUAAGUUCAGAUGUUCCAGAAGCCUUGGCUCUUCUCUGUAAAUAUGUGACAGUGUUUUCUGCUGGCUUGGCUAUUGUAAAUGUUGUACCAUGUUUCUACUUUGAUGGACAAUAUAUCGUUGGGGCACUUUUCUUACUCAGAUCUAAGAUACGACACAAAAGCUUACGCCAGGCUCUAGCUCUAUGCGUUACUUGUAUAGGGACUCUAUUGCUCGGUGUUAACCUUCUGUACAUAUUUGUUAAUAAAAUAAUUUAGACAAUGCCAAUAGAGACCGAA